Messenger RNA from Anas platyrhynchos (mallard), 5823 nucleotides. It is a transcript of the gene TEK, whose product is annotated as TEK receptor tyrosine kinase. Gene Ontology annotation, biological process: positive regulation of angiogenesis; positive regulation of phosphatidylinositol 3-kinase/protein kinase B signal transduction; positive regulation of MAPK cascade. The record is from RefSeq and is a predicted model, not a curated record. Lineage: Eukaryota; Metazoa; Chordata; Aves; Anseriformes; Anatidae. Gene Ontology annotation, molecular function: transmembrane receptor protein tyrosine kinase activity; protein binding; ATP binding. Gene Ontology annotation, cellular component: plasma membrane; signaling receptor complex.
UCACAGUCUCCUGCCGGCUGGAGGAUGCCACCGCUGUUCCUGUUUUGCUGACGGUGGCCAGCAGCCAUCCUCUGCUCCCCCAGCAGCUCUCGAUAACCGUUUUGAUGUAUUGCUGGAUGGACGGGGCUCGCGCUGCCCUGCAGCCCUGCUGAUAUAAAAAUGCCUUUAAGAUCCUGCCUUUCCCAUCCUAAUCUACAAAGGAAACAGGAAAAAGGAACUUAAACUCCCUGUACUCAGACAGCAAUGAGACUGUUCCAGCCUGCUCCGCUGCGCCGGUUUCUUGCCCGUGACUUGUAAACACGCUGCGGCGUAGCAUGCUGGAGGAGAGUCGCUGGUAAACUCCUGCCCCAGGAAAAGGAUACUCCAUGAGUGGCUGCAAGAACUGCAUGGAUAUAUCCUGGAAAGCAUGGACCCUUUAGCACAUCUGGUUCUCUAUGGAUUCAGCCUGAUGAUUUCAGGUAAAGUGGAAGCAGCACUGGACCUCAUACUGAUCAACUCAUUCCCUCUGGUGGGCAACUCAGAGACAUCACUCAUCUGUAUUACUUCCAAGUGGCGCUCCCGUGAGUCCAUCACAAUUGACCGAGACCACGAGGAUGUGACAAACCAGCACCGAGAGCCGCUGGAAGUGAGUGAAGACUCAAAGAGAGCCACAGCCAAAACGGUGGUGUGGAAAAGGGAACAGGCCAGCGAGACUAUUGGAGCAUACUACUGUGAAGGCAAGCUCAAGGAUGAGGUGACGAGGAUACACACCAUGAAGAUGCCGCUGGGAGCUUCAUUCCACCCAGUGGCCUUAACUGUUACAGCAAACAAGGGAGAGCACGUGAAUAUUUCCUUCAUCAGAAUGGCAGCAAAAGAGGAAGAUGCAGUGAUCUACAAAAAUGGUUCCUUCAUUCACUCCGUGCCCAGGCACGAAGUGCCGGGUGAGCUGGAAGUCUCCUAUCCUCAUGUUCAACCACAGGAUGCAGGGGUUUACUCUGCCAGAUAUAUAGGAGGAAACCUUUUUACUUCUGCUUACACAAGGCUUAUUGUAAGACGAUGUGAAGCUCAGAAAUGGGGCCCUUCCUGUAGCUCCCACUGCCCUUCCUGCAUGAACAAUGGCAUUUGUCAUGAAGAUACUGGGGAAUGCAUCUGUCCUCCAGGUUUUAUGGGAAAAACAUGUGAGAAAGCUUGUGGAGCCAAUACAUUUGGCAAAACAUGUGAAGAGAGCUGCAAAGAAAACUAUGGCUGCAAAAACUAUAUGUUCUGUCUGCCAGAUCCAUAUGGUUGUUCUUGUGCCACAGGAUGGAUGGGACUGGAAUGUGAUAAAGAGUGCAAACCUGGUUUUUAUGGGUCAGAUUGCAAACUCAGAUGUAAUUGUCACAAUCGAGGGACGUGCGACAGAUUUAAGGGCUGCAUCUGCUCCCUUGGAUGGCAUGGUCUGCAAUGUGAAAAAGAAGGUUCAGCAGAUCUUUCACCUCAGAUAGAAAACUUACUAGACCCUGUGGAACUCAAUUCUGGUGUGGAGUUCAAGCCUUUUUGUAUAGCUACUGGAAUGCCACUUCCUAAAUCUGAAGAAUUUAAACUUUUGAAGCAAGAUGGAACUGUCCUAAGGCCUUCCUUAAUUGUCACCAGUAAUCGCUCAGAAGCUAUGUUUACAAUUAAUCGAGUCCAGCCCCGUGAUACAGGAACCUGGGUCUGCAGCGUGCAGACAGUAGCAGGAAUGGCAGAGAAACCGUUUCAAGUUACAGUUAAAGUUCCUCCUGUGCCACAGUAUGCCCCACGGCUGACAGACAGUGGACAUAAUUUUCUCAUUAUUGAUAUCAAUGCUGAGUUACAUCUUGGAGAUGGACCUGUUGUGUCAACAAAACUCCUUUACAAGCCAGCAAAGCGGUAUCAGUCCUGGAUGUCUGUAGAAGUAAAAGGCACAACCAAAAGACUGGACAAUCUGGAACCAAAAACAGAGUAUCAGUUCUGUGUUCAGCUGAGUCGGCAAGGGGAAGGUGGGGAAGGCCAUCCCGGACCACAGGCUAGCUUCACAACAGCUGCACUUGGUCUUCCUCCACCAGAAGGUCUCACACUCCUUCCAAAAAGCACAACAUCACUGAAUUUGUCAUGGCAUCCUUUAACGCUGAGGACAGAGGACGACAUUCGUGUUGAAGUGGAAAGGAAGAGCGUGAAUGACAAUGGUGACGAGAGCAGUGUUAUUACUCAAGUGCCAGGAAAUAUGUCCACGCUGAUCAUUAAAGAUCUUGAGCCCAGACAGCAAUACAUGUGCAGGGUACGGGUGAACACCAGGUCCCAAGGAGAAUGGAGCAACUACCUGUAUGCGUGGACUUUCAGUGACAGAAUCCCUCCUGCACCAUACAACAUCAAGUUUUCUAACAUCACUGACACAUCUUCAGUCAUCUCUUGGACAACUGCCGAGGGUCACUCCAUCUCCUCCAUCAUCAUCAGCUACAAAAUUUAUGGCAAGGCUGAGUACAACCACAUCGACAUUAUCAUUAAGAACACCACCAUUACUCAAUACCAUCUCAAGGGCCUUGAGCCAAACACUGUGUACCAGGUUCAGAUUAACGCUCAGAACAACAUCGGCUUGAGCAAUCCAAACACAUCCUUUGAACUGAAGACUCUUCCAGAAACUAAAGCUCCAUAUGAAUCCAAAGGAGGCAAAAUGCUGCUUAUUGCUAUCCUUGGCUCUGCAGGGAUGACCUGUGUAACUAUUCUCCUGGCCUUUCUCAUCAUGCUGCAGUUAAAGCGAGCCAACUUCCAGCGCAGAAUGGCUCAGGCUUUCCAAAAUGUGGUGAGGGAAGAGCCAGCUGUACAGUUUAACUCAGGUACUCUCACUCUGAGCAGAAAAGCCAAAAACAGCCCAGAUCCCACCAUUUAUCCAGUUCUUGAGUGGAAUGACAUCAAAUUUCAAGAUGUGAUCGGGGAAGGUAACUUUGGACAAGUCUUGAAAGCACGAAUUAAGAAGGAUGGCUUACGCAUGGAUGCUGCGAUUAAAAGGAUGAAAGAGUAUGCCUCAAAAGAUGACCACAGAGACUUUGCUGGAGAACUUGAAGUCCUUUGUAAACUUGGUCAUCAUCCCAACAUCAUAAAUCUUCUGGGAGCAUGUGAACAUCGGGGAUAUCUUUACCUUGCCAUUGAAUAUGCCCCCCACGGAAAUUUACUGGACUUCCUUCGGAAAAGCAGAGUGCUUGAGACAGAUCCAGCAUUUGCCAUUGCCAACAGUACCGCAUCUACACUUUCCUCUCAGCAACUUCUCCAUUUUGCAGCAGAUGUUGCCAGAGGGAUGGACUACCUGAGCCAGAAACAGUUUAUUCAUCGAGAUUUGGCUGCAAGAAACAUCUUGGUUGGAGAAAACUAUGUUGCAAAAAUAGCUGACUUUGGUUUAUCCAGAGGUCAAGAAGUUUAUGUUAAGAAGACCAUGGGACGGCUUCCAGUGAGAUGGAUGGCAAUUGAAUCUUUGAAUUACAGCGUUUAUACCACUAAUAGUGAUGUAUGGUCAUAUGGUGUCCUAUUAUGGGAAAUUGUUAGCUUAGGUGGAACACCAUAUUGUGGAAUGACAUGUGCAGAACUCUAUGAAAAAUUGCCUCAAGGGUACAGACUGGAAAAGCCUCUCAACUGUGAUGAUGAAGUGUAUGACCUAAUGAGACAGUGCUGGAGAGAGAAACCAUAUGAAAGACCAUCAUUUGCUCAGAUAUUGGUGUCACUGAACAGGAUGUUAGAAGAAAGAAAGACCUAUGUGAACACUACCCUAUACGAGAAGUUUACCUAUGCAGGCAUUGACUGCUCCGCUGAAGAAGCUGCUUAAGACAGAAGAAAUCUACAUCCACCAACGAUGUAUUAAAUAAAACCAAAACUCAAUCUGCUGGAGCCCAAAAUGUGAUGUGCUGUGUAGAAUCAUGUAUAGUUCUAACUGUAUAUAAUACAGUUAUACUGUUUUACUACAGAUAUCUAUGUGUAUAUCACACAGUAACCCCUGCCUCCACAGACUGUAGAAGUGUACAUACUGCUCUGAGUAGGAAUAGACUGAAGUCAUAAAAUCUGUUUCAUAUGCAGGGUAUUCUUCUUUUCUAGUCAUGUAGGUGAAGUGUAUACAUUACAAUUAUUGUAGUGAAUUACAUGUUGCCAUCUUAGACAUGUUUGAUACUUUUCAAGAGCUACUGAUAGCAAAGUCAGUAACUUACAGCAGUAUUUCAUAUACAUUUUAAUUGUGAUUCAAACAAGAAUGUUAUGUUCUAUGUGACAGUGGUAUUUGCAAGCAGAUGCCAAUCCAGUAUUGUCACCAAGAAUACUAAGGUUCCUAUUUGAAAGUAAAAGUAAGGUUGUAGAAAUAAUCUGUUCAAGAAUUCUGCUGAAUACACUUGGAAGAUAUAAGGAAUAAUAUUGCUUUUCCAGCGUCCAGUUUGACAGUAUUUGCCUAACUUCUAAAAACAGGCAUAUAUUUUGAAGUGUUUGAUGCUAUCUAAAGCAGCCAUACAGCAAUUAUCAUGAAGUGCAGGACUGAAGAACGUAAUACAUCAGCCUGGAUAUAAAUGAGGCUUUUUCAAUUUGUUUUUCAUUUGAUAAUUACCCUGCAUAAUUAAAAAUUACUACUUAUUAUGUACAAGCAGGAUUUACUUACUUUUUCUUAUUUUAUCUGUUACACAGGUUGUUGUAUGGUAUAGCCUCUUAGAAAUGCUUUACAAAAAUGCUUCAAAACUGUGGUAUCUGGUCUGCCUGAAAGAUCUUCCAGCCCUUAAGUGAGACAAACAGAGACAGGAUUGGCAUUACCUCCUGGCAUGAAGUCAGUCACUUGGGAUCCUGCAGACUUAUCUCAUCCAAACUUCACACAUCUGCUAAUUUCAUACUUUGCACAAAUGUUCCUCUUAUCCCCCAGGGACUCACCGGCUCAUAACUGCCUGUUGGAUCACGGUGACUUUCUAGCUGAGUGGAUCCCUUGCACCUGGAAGAGGCUAGAGAGAACAAAAUAGAAAGGUUUCCUUCUGAUGCUUACUUUGUAGGUGGCUUGGUUACAAGGCAGGGAUACCAGAGCAGAAUACAUACAUAACUGGCAUGUAUCAGUCCUGACUCAAAUAGACAAAGCACUAAAAGCCUCAUUAAAAGGGAGUCCAGCAGAAAACAAUGACACUGAGAUCAGGUGCACUGCCUUGAGAUUGGCAGAGUUUGCACUGUAAUUACAAGUGCUACAAGCUGAGUUUACAGAGAUUGCACAGACUCACUGGACUAAGGGAACCUCAGCAGAACUCUUCAAAAAUGGAAGAGAAGAAAAAUUCCAUGAAUUCCAGGUAUUUUUCAUAAAAGAUUACUUGGUAAGGCACCUUUGAAGUAUGGGGAUUGCAUUUGGCUGUCUGACCAGGUUUCUAUAGGUCUGCAAAAUGAACACGAAGGGACCUCCAUAGAUGCCCUGGCUGACAGGCAAUGCUAGCUAAUAACUUCUGGUAGAAGUUCUCCACUUUCUGUAAAGAAUUUUUCAUGUGUCCAAAACAGCUUGUUGUCCCACACGCCUGAGAAGCAGACACUACUGACUGUUCUACUACUUGAUGUAAGCCCAUUUUUCUGUGGCAAGCUUUUAUUUUAAGCAAUGUCAUGUAAGGAAAGAUCAGUCAUUCACCAGCCCAGUAGGUCUUAAAGCUGUCUGCAUUUUAAGUGUUGAAGUCCUCUGUAAAUUUAUCUGAAGGUCAUUUAAAUGUCUUUGUAAAUGUUCUUCGGAACCUCAGUUAACAUUGUGGUAACAUUGUGGUAUACAUAGACUUUCUGAUUUGCUCUAAUGAAAUUUAAAGAUUAUUUUUAAAUUGUCAUUUGAAAAUAUACAGAAGUAAUAAACUCAAUACACAGCUU